Messenger RNA from Talpa occidentalis (Iberian mole), 968 nucleotides. RefSeq names its product amine sulfotransferase-like. Gene Ontology annotation, molecular function: sulfotransferase activity. Gene Ontology annotation, biological process: sulfation. Gene Ontology annotation, cellular component: cytoplasm. Bases 41 to 919 code for a protein of 292 amino acids. The transcript has 7 exons. The record is from RefSeq and is a predicted model, not a curated record. NCBI's taxonomy places the organism in Eukaryota, Metazoa, Chordata, Mammalia, Eulipotyphla, Talpidae.
AACUGGGAAGUUUGUGAAAACGGAAGUAAAGCAUAUCAUUAUGGACGGCACAUAUAAGUAUCUCUUUAAAUUUAAAGGUUUUUAUUUUUCAACAUCUUUUCUUGAUCAUGAACUACUAGAAAACCUAGAUGAUUUUGAAGUCAGAGAUGACGAUGUCUUCAUAGUUACAUAUCCAAAGUCUGGUACCCGCUGGACUCAGCAAAUACUAAGCUUGAUUUAUUUUGAGAACCAUCGUAAUAGAACUGAAAGUAUAAAUGUAAAUAUCAGAGCCCCCUACAUUGAAUACAAUUUACAGAAGACUGACUUUUCCAAAAGACCCUCCCCUAGGAUCUUUUGUACCCACUUGCCUUAUCACUUAGUGCCAAAAGGUCUCAAGAACAAAAAAGCUAAAAUUAUUUACAUUUACAGAAACCCCAAAGAUAUUUUGAUCUCAUAUUAUCAUUUUUCAAAUUGGGUGACUGCAUUUGAACCCUCAGAAAACAUAGAGUGCUUCAUGGAAAAAUUCCUUAAUGGAAAAGUGGUAGGAAGUCUUUGGUUUGAUCACAUCAGAGGCUGGUAUGAGCACAGACAUGAUUUCAAUAUUCUCUUCAUGAUGUAUGAGGAGAUGAAGAAGGAUCUCAGAAGUUCUGUGCGAAAAAUCAGCAGAUUCGUUGAGAAAGAGCUGAGUGAAGAAGACAUAGACACUAUUGUGGAACAGUCUACAUUUGAAACCAUGAAGACUGAUCCACUAGUAAAUGAUGAACAAGUGUUAGGACCCGUCGUUCCAACCAGAACAGAGGGAAAAUUCCUGUGCAAAGGUACCAUUGGAGACUGGAAAACUCACUUAACUGUGGAACAAAAUGAAAGAUUUGACAGAAUAUUCAAAAGUAGGAUGAAAGAUUUCCCCUUGAAGUUUAUCUGGGAUAUGAAUGAAAACUAGAAUCAGUGCAAAAGAAGUUCAUUCAAUCAACUAAUACAGAGUGUAUUUU